Pseudocercospora fijiensis CIRAD86 is the source of this 1488-nucleotide messenger RNA. RefSeq lists its product as uncharacterized. The annotation marks the transcript as partial. The transcript has 3 exons. The record is from RefSeq and is a predicted model, not a curated record. NCBI's taxonomy places the organism in Eukaryota, Fungi, Ascomycota, Dothideomycetes, Mycosphaerellales, Mycosphaerellaceae.
CGGCCACUAUCCGACAUUCGAGAGCUGAGCGAACCCAGCCUCAUGGACAACUUCAUUCGAAAUGCCGCUCGACACCAGAGAAGUGCUUCGAAGACCAGCUCAGUGAAGCGCAAAGGCUCGAUCAAGUGGGAGGCUGUCAAGCGCGAGGAGCCGUUCAAGACAAGCUGUGCGGAAACAGGGCCUCUUCUGAAGGUCAUGCAACCUCCAAAAGACGCAUCAUCGGAGUACAGUAGCACGCCUGAGCAACCGAGCUUCUUCAGUAUCCCGCAGUCAAGCGUGCCACGACGCUCUUCUUCGUUUCAGCGGCAGGCAAGAUCACAUACCAGGAAUCCGUCGAUGCGUAGUCAGCCAUCAUCAAAUCUAGCACCACCCAUCAGACAGGGAUUCUCCAUCCCAAACCGAGGCACUAGUCAAUCACCGGUGAAGGAAGCACGGCUCAGGCUGGAUCCUGUUUCGUCUGACGCGGCGAGAAGGGUCCCUUCACGUACCCAUAUUCGAAUACCACAUCCAACGGAGAUACUGGAGUAUCCUUCAUACAAACAUCCUCGACUCAAGCUCGAAUUGCAGCUCUCUGCUCCGUUGUUUGUCGGGGGAGGAAGCGUCGAAGGCUAUGUUAAGGUGACCGUUGACGAUAAUGAGCGUGCACGAAAUAGACGGUCUUUAAGCAUCGGAGCCAUAUCUGUGGACUUGCUUGGCUUCGAGCAAGCUGACAGCUGCCGGAGGGCUACGUUUCUGGCGCUGGGCACUGAGCUGAUCGACGCGGAUCAUCCUCCACCUUCCUGCAUGGUGCAGUCUCCGAGUCCUUUCUUUGCAGACGAAAGAUUUUGGUCACUGAUGCCAUCAUGCUCAGCACUCCCAUUCAUGAUCAGCCUGCCUCUUGAUACUGGUCCUCCACCAUUUCAAUCCAAGCAUGCCAGCAUACGAUUCAUGCUCUCUAUUACUGCGUUGGUCCGCGAUUCUGGAAAGCAUUAUCGAGUUCGAACAUCUCAAGAUGUGCACGUGCUGCCGACAUACGACCCCGAGAAGGCUCUCACAUCCCUUCAAAGUCCGCUGACUGCCUCGGAUGAACUGCGGAUGGCUCGUGCUGCUGGUCAAGAGACUUUGAAGGUGACGGCCGGUCUCCAUCGGCAAGUAUGGGUCAGCGGUAGCAGCAUCUUUGUGGACGUACAUAUUCUGAACCAGUUACGGUACUUCCUCAAUGUGAUCGCUGCGACGGCAAACUCCAAGGCCGUUUCUGUACAGCUGCCAAUCAUCUUGAUUCAUAUGAAUUCGCUCGACGUUAUGCCCAAUUCGGUUGCUCAAGUCGCCGCGGCGAUUGAGGAAAAACGUGCGCACCGGCGACUCAACCACUCUCGGAGGCAACCGUCAUAUGCGCAAGGGCGGGCAUUCGCAGCGCCACGCCAGCAGUCUUUGGACAGACAGAGAGAGCAGAGGGCGGAUAUGGACGAGCUUCGCGGGAUGAUCGACUCUUCUCCUAGAAAGCAUGCA